Messenger RNA from Penicillium maclennaniae, 846 nucleotides. Its product is annotated as E3 ubiquitin-protein ligase MARCH. The record is from RefSeq and is a predicted model, not a curated record. NCBI's taxonomy places the organism in Eukaryota, Fungi, Ascomycota, Eurotiomycetes, Eurotiales, Aspergillaceae. The transcript is spliced from 2 exons. Gene Ontology annotation, molecular function: zinc ion binding. The coding region runs from base 1 to 846 and encodes 281 amino acids.
AUGCAGUGGAGCUUUUUCACACAAACUUCCCUCAUCUUUCCCAUGUCCGAUGACGAGACAAUACAGCCAGAGCCGGCUCAGGACUUUGAGUUUGCAGAGACUGCAGACUCGGCAGAUCCGGCCUACCCUCCUCGAGUCUGUCGAAUUUGCCUAGAAUCCGUUUCGCCCACCCUCCAGCCCUCGGAAUUUCUCCAGAGACCUCGCGUUGUGUAUGAAUCGGAAGACUCCGGCCGCUUGCUUAGCCCCUGCCAAUGCAAAGGCUCCUCGAGAUAUGUGCACGAAAACUGCCUGCAGACAUGGCGGCACGCGGACCCCCGAUACGGCGCGAGGAACUACUGGCAGUGCCCGACCUGCGGCUUUCAGUAUCGGCUACAACGUCUAACCUGGGCGAGGUGGAUCAGUAGUGCUGGCACACAGCUCCUCCUCACCAUCGCCAUUUUAAUGUUUACUGUUUUCAUUCUUGGUUUUGUUGCUGACCCAAUCCUUGAUUUGUACCUCGGCCCCAUUGACAUCGAUGUCUACGAGUUGGAAGAGGAGCUUAACACAGACGCGUCAUGGAUUGCCCAUCUUGCCAAAGGAGUGGCUUCUCUCGGUCUUUUGUCUAUUGCCAGGUCGAUCUGGGUAUUUUCUCCGUUCUGGAGCCCGCGCUCGGGGAUAUUGGCUGGCCGCACGACAGGACGAGACCGAGCUCGCUCUCUCAAUUGGUUGGUCAUUGUCGUCGGCGUUGGCACCUUUCUCUGGGCUGUUUACAAAGGUGUACGGUCCUGGAGUAAACGAACACUAGAAAAGGCGGGCGAAAGAGUGAUGGAUGUGUCUUUACCAGAGGACGAUGUAAAAACCGAAUGA